CUUCAGAUUUGGAAGCUAAUCAACUUCUAGAUGCCAACAAUGGAACAUGAUGUGCAGAAACUCACUCUGAAGAGAGAAGUGGAGCUCACAGGAGCCGUGUCUUUCAUUGCUGGCACCAUGAUUGGUUCUGGGAUCUUCAUAUCUCCACAGUAUGUGCUGGCUGCAAUUGGCAGCCCUGGGGCCAGCCUUGUUAUCUGGGCUUGUUGUGGCCUCUUAGCCAUGCUGGGGGGCCUCAGCUAUGCUGAGUUGGGCACAGUCAUCCCCGAGUCUGGAGCCGAGUAUAUCUACAUGCUGCGAACCGUGGGGAAAGUAGUGGCCUUCAUGUUUGUCUUCACCUUCAUCAAUGUCAUGAGGCCUGUUAGUGCCUCAGGAAUUGCUCUGGCCUUUGCAGAAUAUGUUGUUGCCCCCUUCUACAGCUGCAGCCCUCCGCAGCUGGUGGUGAAAUGUGUAGCCGCAGCUGGUAUUUUGACACUGGCUGUAGUAAACUGCCUGAAUGUCCGCUUGGCCACAGGCAUCCAAGUGGUUACCAUGGUAGUCAAAGUCCUGGCUUUAGCAGUAAUCGUACUGGGGGGUGCUGUGACGCUUUUCCAAGGCCAAAGUAACAGCUUCAACAACUUCUUUAAAGGAACAAAUAUUGGAGCCAACUCCAUUGGAAUUGCUUUCUAUCAAGGCUUGUGGUCCUAUGAUGGCUGGAACACUUUGAAUUAUUUAACAGAAGAGCUGAAACAUCCAGAAGUGAAUCUUCCCAGAGCUCUUGUGAUAGCCAUCUCCAUGGUGACGGCUCUGUACCUGAUGGUGAACGUCAGCUACCUGACAGUGAUGACCCCUAAGGAGCUCAUGUCCUCCACCGCGGUUGCAGUUACUUGGGGGAAUAAGAUGUUUGGAAACUGGGGGUGGAUCAUGUCUGUGGCGGCAGCAUUGUCUGCUUUUGGUUCACUCAACGGGACUUUCUUUAGUGGUGGCCGUGUAUGUUUUGUCGCUGCAAGGGAAGGACACAUGCCAGAUAUUCUAUCCAUGGCUCAUGUCCACCGACUGACUCCGUCUCCAGCACUGAUCUUCACCACGACCAUCUCCCUGAUUGUGCUGAUCCCUGGAGACUUCCAGAGUAUCGUCAACUACUUCAGCUUCACUGCCUGGUUUUUUUAUGCCAUCACCUUGUCUGGAUUGCUGUAUCUAAAGAUCAAGAAGCCAGAGCUGCCCAGGCCAUACAGGGUUCCCAUUUUGAUCCCCAUAUUGGUCCUCAUUGCUGCAGUAUUUCUGGUGCUGGCACCCAUCAUAGAUGAUCCUCAGAUUGAAUAUCUCUAUGUGACGUUAUUCAUCUUCAGUGGAGUUUUAGUCUACGUGCCCUUCAUCCAUUACAAACUCUGCCCAGGACUGUUGAGAAAGUUAACUGUGUUCCUGCAGCUCUUCUUAGAGGUCGCCCCAGCAGAGAAGAACCUGUGAUUAUGUCCAACCACAAAUCAGAAAAUGUUGGGAUGGUA
Thalassophryne amazonica is the source of this 1481-nucleotide messenger RNA. Its product is annotated as b(0,+)-type amino acid transporter 1-like. Lineage: Eukaryota; Metazoa; Chordata; Actinopteri; Batrachoidiformes; Batrachoididae. Gene Ontology annotation, cellular component: membrane. Gene Ontology annotation, molecular function: L-amino acid transmembrane transporter activity. The transcript is spliced from 6 exons. Gene Ontology annotation, biological process: amino acid transmembrane transport. The coding region runs from base 31 to 1443 and encodes 470 amino acids. The record is from RefSeq and is a predicted model, not a curated record.